AUGCAACUCUUCGGAUCGGGAGGAGAGUCCAGAGAGCUUCUGAAGCGGCAUCACAAUGAUGCUGGUCCGGCGCUCACUCUGACUCAGGUCGGUCUUGGACAGUCUCGAGGAUACUUGCUUGUGCGGGAGAUGCCUGACGGGUCCGGCAUGAGGAGAUGGUGCGUCCUGAAGGAGGACAGAUUGUGGCUCUUUGAGUCCCCUGAUUCCCCCAAGCCCGGCCAGUCGAUCCACCUGGAGGAAGCUGUGGUGUCGGAUGGUGCGAGAUGGAGGAACACAGAACAAUCGAAUUCUUUCCAAGUGCGAACAGCUUCUGGACGGCAUUAUAUCAUGCAGGCAAAGAGCAGUGGGGAUGCAAACAUGUGGAUCCGAGCUAUGCGGCAGCACACAGCAAAAGAGACUCCCAAUCAGAUUAUGGAUAAAGCGGAGAGAGCGAUACAGAAAGCUGAAUUAGCGAACGCUCUUCGUCUUAGUCAGCAUGCCAGCCGAGUGCGUCGAAAGGAUGCAAUCAAAGCUGAAAGACCCGAUGUGAAAGCGACCACGGACGAGUAG
This is a messenger RNA of Guillardia theta CCMP2712, 549 nucleotides long. RefSeq lists its product as hypothetical. The transcript has 7 exons. The record is from RefSeq and is a predicted model, not a curated record. Bases 1 to 549 code for a protein of 182 amino acids. NCBI's taxonomy places the organism in Eukaryota, Cryptophyceae, Pyrenomonadales, Geminigeraceae.